Messenger RNA from Mycena indigotica, 333 nucleotides. Its product is annotated as F-box domain-containing protein. The transcript has 2 exons. Gene Ontology annotation, cellular component: spindle microtubule; mitotic spindle; mitotic spindle pole body. The record is from RefSeq and is a predicted model, not a curated record. The coding region runs from base 1 to 333 and encodes 110 amino acids. Lineage: Eukaryota; Fungi; Basidiomycota; Agaricomycetes; Agaricales; Mycenaceae.
AUGUCUCAACUUGACCGCGACCGAGAGCGCGUUGAAAGUUCCCCCGAGCCCUCCUUCUUCGAGCGUGAACGCGAGCGGCUCACCAGAGAAAUCAAAACUGAUUUUGAAACGGUGCUCACAUCCACGAACAUGCUGAACCGCAAACUGGAAGAGGUGAUUGGGAUGACAAAGGAGUACUCUACGAUCGCGGAUUUGUGGAGCAGCUUCUACCAGCUUAUGCGCGAAACGGGCACGGGCGAGACGGAUGUCGACGAAGAGUUGGUAGCCGAAGAACAACAAGCGAUGGUUGCGUCAGGGUCACGGUUGAAGUCUUCCACGAGGGGUGGACAAUGA